AUGUCCUGGUUUUCCUGCGGUGUCUUCAUCAGAAAUGGACCCCGCUCGUCUCCGUUCCGGAGCCUGGUCGCCACAUCCACCAUCGCUCCUGCCGCUUAUCAGGCCGUCCCGGCCCCGCUAACGCGGAAACUUCUGUGGCCGGGUGCUGCCACGCUGGUGCCGGUCGCUGCGACGAGGGCUUCCUCUGCAGUUGUUUUUCCAUCAGUUUCCUCCUGCCGGUGGAUCAAUAGCAUGAAAGACUUUCGACGGAAGUGGAAAAAGAAGAUGGCGAGCGGGAAAAUCAACAACAAAUGGGGCAGAAGAAAUGGGGGAAAUGGGAACGUAAGAUCGGAAUACGGUGCCCACUGACCAACAAAUUGAAAUCGUUAGAACUGCUAUUGUGCCAACAUCCUGUAAGAGCAAGUCCUCGACGUCUGCUCUAGUAGCACUUACGAUAAGUGCAAGUAGAAGUGCUGCGCAAGUAGUACAAGCACAGUUGAACAAGAGAGGACACGAAUACUCACAACCUUGAGCCACAGAAAAUUGUUAUACGAAGUUGUUGCACGAUGCUGCUCAAGGAGACGACGUCUUCGACUGGUGUCCACGCACGCCGUGGUAUGUUCGCAGCCUACGCUCAGCUAGGCACAUCAAUGGGCAAGGCUGUGUUUAGAUCUCCU
Molecule: messenger RNA, 656 nt
Organism: Amoebophrya sp. A120
Lineage: Eukaryota; Dinophyceae; Syndiniales; Amoebophryaceae
Source: the annotation of a GenBank genome assembly